UCGUAUAAAAUUUGAGCCCGUGUGGACUGGUCUUUGACUGAGGAAUCGAAUGAGUUCAAGAACUGAAGUUGCUGAACACUAUUACAACGAUACAGUAAAGGAUCAAGUAACUGAUGCUUUAUUUAUUAUCCUCUCGUUUCGUAUAUCUGCCGAUCACAUAAAACCUCUUGCUGAAUGCCUCAGUUGCUCUGUUCAUCCUGAAUCAAACUCGGCGGAAUCAUCAAAUGAUAAGUCAGUAUCUUCUACUGCUCUUCAAAUUCUGUGGGACUGGAGGAACAAGGAAGCACUGCAUGCCAAUUGUCGUACGUUAGUCAAAGCAUUUCUUACAUCUGAAACAUUGCCAACUGACAUCACUGAGUUUGUAAUUAGUCAACUAGAGGGCCAGAAUCAAGUAUCAGUCACUUCCUUCAACUACAGUAAAUGGGAUGAGCCAGCUGAAGUUAAAAAAAUGAGGCUAAAUUUUGCACAAGCAUACAUUAAAGUUUUUGAAGGGAUCACACAAAAACGCAUAUCUGAAUGGUUGAAUGUUGCGAACGACACUAACAUUCAUGAAUUCAUCUUAAGGCGCUGCAACUGGCUCAAUUAUGACCUUCUAGAAGAGCUCGAUAAUGACCUUGGAGAUAAAAAGGUUUUUGGUAUCUAUGUCAAGCAAUAUAAGAGCAUUAUGAAAAAAAUUCAAGUGUUUCGAAUUCCUCCGAAUUCUAUUCCUACUGUUCCAGUAUCUAGUCGUUGUAUUUUUACCAUUUUUUUUCAACCAUCAAUGCAAAAUUAUUCUGGCUCAGUAUUGCACGAAAUUAAGUCAGGAUUAUCACAAAAGUUCAAUACAAAAGUAUUGGAUUUUUUAAUCAGUGCCAUUGAUGAAACAAACCUGUGCAUUGAUGUCUCAAUUCAGAAGCGAAUGUUACAUAAAGUUACUAAUAAGAAGUGGGAGGAUCAGAAUUUGAUUAGUUAUGAUUCAUUGGUUAAUGCUACUUCCUAUUCAUUGACUGCUGAAUGUGCUGAUGGCUUGGAUAAUUACUGUUCUUCACCCAUUGAUCAAGCAGAUGAUGAAUCAUGGGUAGAUUUUGUUCCUGAUAUAGAUGCCACACAGCUGACCCUUUCAACCUUUGAUGACACCAAAUUUAGUGCUGCAGUUGAAGAUGUUGACAUUGUAGGUGAUCUUGUAGUGAAUUUGAACAUAGGGCCCAAAUUAAAAAUUUCAAUGGAAGAAUUCAAAAGAAUCAUUCUUAAUCAAAAAGUUCCUGUUGCCUUGUGUCUGGUGGCAGUAAUGGGACUGCCAGAUUGUAACAAAACCUCAAUUUUAGAGUCCAUUUUAAGAGAAAAUAUCAAAUUGAAGGAGACCGCAACACGAAACUUUGAAGAGUAUAUGACAAGAAAGAAAAAUCCUGAUGGUUUAUCUAUUUACGAGCUGUGUGUGCUUGGUGGUAAGCCAUAUGAUCAAUACUCGUGGUCUUUUGCUACAGAGCAAUAUGGAGCCAUUUUCUCUAUUCUCUGUGGUCUUGUUCGUCAUAUUGCUCUUGCUAAAUCCGACAUAAAAAGAGUUGAGUUUUUAAGUGAUGGCCAUGUAAGUCAAAAUAAGUUAGUUGACCAUCAUUUUAAGUUGCUCAUGGGGAAAGCAGCAAAACAGCUAAAGGAUAUUUCCAUGGAUGAAAAGAAAGAGGCUCUUUUUCUCAAUGGCCUCACUCUUGCCAAUAUAAUGGAUGUUGGUGUUAACAAGGCCCUCUAUGAUUUCCUCCCUAUUAUGCUCUCCUUUUGCCGCGGUCAUUUGCGCCUUGUUUUUUUCUCUUUAGAGCGUGAUGGUCCUAAGCUUGAUGAAGUGCCAGAUUUGUCAGCUGAUCACUAUAGCAGAAGAGGUGACAAUCGUUUAGCUUUGACAAUGAGGUCACGACUUAAUUGCAUUCUUCACUUUGCAACACUUGGCCACAAUCCAAAACAGAAAGAAGAUGAUAGUAAAAGAACACUUGUUGUUGCUUCUAGUAAUAGCCAGUCUGUUGUUGCUGGUUUUUCUUCACAACUCCAUAAAGCCGCUACUGAUAAAAUACAAGAAGAAGCAGAAAAGCUGAAUAUUAAGAAAUUCGUUUCAAACGUUGCACUUGUUUCGAUUAAUGAUGCUGAUUCAUUGAAAAAGGCGAAAGAGGAAAUUACAAAAUUUAUUAUGAAAGAGCAAAUUUUUCAAAAAACCCUUCCGCUUAAAUGGAUUUUCUUACAUAGUUUUAUGGUUUCUGUACAGCAGAAGGAAGGGGCAAUGAAAGCCAUAAUAUUGAAAAAAAGAGAAGUUUAUGAUUAUGCUGCCAAAGAGUUACGAAUGGACGAAGAAGAUUUUGAAAAUUUUCUAGUCACUUUUACUGAUUUUGGUAGCAUCCUUUAUAUGCCACAGUUUAGAGAUCUCAGAGACAUAGUAGUGGUUGAUAUUUGGGAGUUUGUACAGUUUUUAAAUGAGCUUAUUUAUCCCAAAAAAGAAAAGAAAUGGUACAAAGAUUUGACCACUUAUGGUAUCAUCAAGAUUUCAGAUGCAUCGGAAAUUUUGAAAAAACACAUGGAAAUUUUUAUAAAAAUUAUCAUCACUUUUGGAAUGGCAGCUUUUAUUAGUAAAGAAAAGGCUUUUUUGAAUGGACGUUUUUUGACUGAAGUGUGUUACUAUUUACCUUCUGCCAGAAUUGAUAAAAAAUCUCCAUCUGGUCAUAGCAAUGACUAUGCUUUUCUUAAAAUUGAAAGUCCUAAUUUUCCUGCUAACAUUCAAGCAAGCAUCAGUCAUGAGAUUAUGAAAAGGCAAAACUUUUAUCUCAUUGGAAACGAAAGUUUCGACACUUCACAGUUUGGAUAUUGUACUCCAAGUGGUUGUCCAAUUCAAAUUACAAUGGUGUAUGGAGGAAGCCAAACAAAGCUCAUUCUUCACAUAAAUGAUGCCUGUACUGGCAUGCAUCAUUGUGUGUCAGCUUGCAAAGGAGUCAUUGAGGCAUGUUGUGAUAGCCUUGAUAAAAUAUCUAACCAGAUUCAAUAUUUGAAGUAUUCCAUUGGUAUUCCAUGCUCUGCUGUUGAUGGUGAUAGUCAUUUAUUCAAUUUCAAAGAUGACUCUGAUUUAUGCCAGGCUUGCAUACGCUCUAUUGAUUCAACAAUUUCAUGUCAUAAAUACUGGAUUGAAGCAGCAAAAAUGUGUAACAAAGGUAGUAAAACAAGAAUGAGUGAAAGUACAUAUGGUUUGAAAACCAAACUUUUGGAAAAAGACGCACACAUAUCGAAGCUAAUGAAAAAGAAAUCACAACUGCUUGAGAUGAUCACAUCCCUAAAGAAACAAUUAACCAAAGAGACUAGGUCUGUUAAAGUUCAGUCCAACUACUUAAUGCGAUUAAUGGAUGAUUUGGAAUGUCUGAGUGAUGUCCAGGUACCUCUCCUCAAACGACUCAAGUUAGAGAUACAGCACUGCAUUGAUUUAACAGGACGACCAGAUUUAGCACAAUGCUUAAAGUUUGCUAUAGCUCCCAUGAGCACACCCAGUCUUCCUUACCUGUUCAAAUUAGUAGAAGGAGGAGAAUUUAGCUCUAAGAGUGGGUAUGGAUUCAUUCAACAGAAGAGACAAGAUGAUUCUCUGCAUGCAAAAUUAGCCAAAGGAAAGGAAGAUAAAGAGCUAAUUGAUGAGAAUAGCAUACUGGAUGAUUCAGGAUCAAUCGCUAGCCCCUUGGUAUCAGCAGUUGCUGCAUUUAAGAGUAUGGAUCAAACUGAACUAUUGGAUAAACCAGCAAGUACUGAGUCUCAUGAAGUACACUCCACUGGUAUGAAAGAGGCUACAAAUUAUGCUGGUCUGAUAUAUUAUGAGGAGAAGCAUGCAGAGGAUCUGGUGACAUUUAUUGCAGCUAAAAAAUUGGAUGCUCUUCUCCAGUUCAUUGAAGGAAAACAUUCUAAAGCUGAAAUGGGACCUAAUGUUUACUUUCGUAUUGCAUCUCCUUUUAUUGAAUUAAAUUUAAAUGCUCCACAGAAGAAGUCAUUUAAAGGAUGGACUAUUGAACCUCACACAGAACCUUGCAAAUUGUUUCAAAGGGACAUUUUUAAUUUUGGUGACAAAGAUUAUUCUCUUCCUCCAUCAUGUCUCAUAUCAGUCUAUUCAUCACCUGAUGCUGUUCCUACAUUACACUACUCUGUACCAGUAGAGGGUGUGGCUGAUCCUGUUACACUAAAUAUUCACAGAUCACGAAGAACAGCUCAUCUUACUGCAGUUGCUGCUAGUGGCAGUGAUGAAGCUACCCCAGCACCAACUAAAAUAGGAAGAGAAGGAGGUAUUGACAUUAAAACAGCUCGUCAAAAGAUUAAGGAAGUUAUGAAUAAGAAUCAUUCAAAUUAUGCAGACAUUUUGGAGAGUUCUCUUAACGAAAUUGCUAACAAACUAUUUGAAGCUGGAAUUAUUACCAGGCAGGUUCAGAAGUCACCAACUUAUGAAAGCAUAACCUCAAGUUUUCUAUCUGUGAUGAAUCUAUUGGACUCUAAGUCUGACCUAGAGAAGCAUUGUAUGAAGUAUCUAGAGGCUUUAUUUAGUAUUGGGGGACCAAUAGAAUUUGUUGCUAAUCACUUGCGGGAAAAAUGGACAGCAGCUCUGGAGGGAGCACUUCAGUUUGAACAUGAGAGCAAUUAGAGAAUAAUGAUGAUAAUAUACACUAUUAAAUUUUAUCUUCAGCUUUUAAUUAUUUUUGUUAAGCUUAAUAAUGUUAGUUUUUAACAUGCAUAAUAGAGUA
Molecule: messenger RNA, 4724 nt
Organism: Amphimedon queenslandica
Lineage: Eukaryota; Metazoa; Porifera; Demospongiae; Haplosclerida; Niphatidae
Exons: 13
Coding region: 50-4624 (1524 amino acids)
Source: RefSeq, a predicted model, not a curated record